AUGCCAGGCCGAAACCGCGACCAGCGCAUCGUCGUCCGCCAACUCGAGCGCGGCGCCAGCACACCCACCAAGACCGUCCUGGGCACCACCGCCGAACUCAACCAGCACAGGUCUUCGGUGAGCCCCGGUCCCACUUUCCCCUCCCCGCCUCCCCUCCCACUUUUCCCAACACCUCCGCGCGCCCCGUUCAUCGGCUCGCGCCCGCUCCCCCCAUGCGCGUGCUGCGCGCCCUCCCCCGCCCCUGCCCGUACUGUGACCGCACCGAAGCACCCGCUGACUGACCCCACUCCUCCUCCUCCUCUGGCCUCCCCGGCGGCGCGGGACGACGUGCAGGACGAGAUCACGGCGCACCUCCGCGUCGACGUGAAGCCGUGGAAGACGAGCAAGCGCGACCGGUACGGGAACUGGUCGGAGCCGCACUGGCCGGCGACGCCCCGCGGCGGGCGCAACGCCGACACCACCCGCGCGGGCGCGGGCGCGUGGGUCUCGCGCCGGUUCGUGAGCGAGCGCGCGGAGGAGGCGCGGGACGCGCGCGGCGCGGCUGACAGGGACGCGGAGCGCGAGUGGGAGCGCGAGGCCGCGGGGUGGGGCGCGGCGGCGCAGGAGGGGAAGAGGGGGAAGGUCGAGGUGCACAUUCUGGACAUCGCGAAGGUGGCGAAGCCCCGAGCGCGCUCGAAGCGCUUCGAGGUCGUCGGGGCGGUCAAGAAGGUGAUCGCGCUUGAGGACGAGAUUAUGUCCGCCGCGAAGUCCGAGGCGGGAUGGGAGGACGAGCUCGAGUACGCGGACUUCAAGUCCGACGCGGGCUGGACGGACGACCUCGAGGACUGGCAGUCGGAGGGAUGGGAGGAGCUCGGUGAGGAGCUCGCCCCUCGGCGGAAGGCCCACACCAUGUCCUACGCCGCAGCGCUGUUGCAGUCUGCGGGGUGA
This is a messenger RNA of Epithele typhae, 927 nucleotides long. RefSeq lists its product as uncharacterized. Bases 1 to 927 code for a protein of 308 amino acids. Lineage: Eukaryota; Fungi; Basidiomycota; Agaricomycetes; Polyporales; Epitheliaceae. The transcript has 2 exons. The record is from RefSeq and is a predicted model, not a curated record.